Messenger RNA from Geosmithia morbida, 1407 nucleotides. RefSeq names its product Adenosylmethionine-8-amino-7-oxononanoate aminotransferase. The record is from RefSeq and is a predicted model, not a curated record. NCBI's taxonomy places the organism in Eukaryota, Fungi, Ascomycota, Sordariomycetes, Hypocreales, Bionectriaceae. Gene Ontology annotation, molecular function: transaminase activity; pyridoxal phosphate binding. The transcript has 6 exons. Bases 1 to 1407 code for a protein of 468 amino acids. Gene Ontology annotation, cellular component: cytosol.
AUGCCCCGACAGACUCUGGCUCGAAGUCUCCGCUGGACGCAGGCAUCCAGAAAAUACCAUGCUGGUCGGACUCGGAGGGCGGGCAUGGCCAGCGCUGUUCUCCAUAGGACCCUCAGCUCGGACCCCUUACAUCUUGUUUCGGCAAGCGGUACUCGUCUCAGGUUCUCCAAUGGUCAUGAGAUUAUAGAUACCAGCUGCGGUGCCGGUGUGGCUUGCAUCGGAUACAACGACAAGAGGGUCAAGCAAGCCAUGGUGGACCAGAUCGACAACUUCUCGUACGCCAACUCGGUGUUUUUCAGUCAUUCAGCAGGCGAACAGCUUGCUACAGAUCUUAUACAAGGGACCGACGGCCACAUGUCAAAGGCUUACAUUAUGAGCUCUGGGUCGGAGGCGAUGGAGUCGGCUAUGAAAAUGGCUCGCCAGUAUUUCAUGGAGUUGAACCCUAAGCAAGACAAGAGAGUCAAUUUCAUCUCCCGCGACUAUUCCUACCACGGUACAACCCUUGGCUCGCUGUCGAUGAGUGGACACGCCGGGAGACGUAAACUUUUCGAGGGUAUGCUUCUUCCAAACAUUUACAAGGUGUCGCCUUGCAAUGCGUAUCGGUUCCAGAAGCCAGGGCAGACGACGGAAGAGUAUGUUGCUCAAUUGGCCGACGAGCUGGACCACAAAUUCCAAGAUCUCGGCCCGGAAUCAGUCAUCGCCUUUGUGGCGGAACCGACAGUGGGAGCAACCACUGGGUGCGUCCCUUCUGUUCCUGGCUACUUCAAAGCCAUGAAGCAGGUCUGCGACAGAUAUGGUGCUCUGCUUAUCCUAGACGAGGUCAUGUCCGGCAUGGGGCGCAGCGGAACACUACAUGCCUGGGAGCAAGAAGGGGUAGUUCCCCAUAUUCAGACCAUUGCCAAGGCUCUCGGCGGUGGCUACGCACCCAUCGCUGGCAUGCUAAUCGAUCACGAAGUCGCGGGGGCUCUAGAGAGUGGAAGCGGAUCUUUCUCCCACGGGCAUACAUAUCAGGGACACCCCCUGGCCUGCGCAGCGGCGCUCGAGGUGCAGCGCAUCAUCCGAGAGGAGAGGUUGGUGGAUAACGUACGGGAGCAGGGAGUCCUUCUGGGUGAGCUUCUGCACGAGUACCUUGACGAUCAUCCGCGCGUCGGAAACAUUGAAUUCGUCCAGAACAAGGAAACAAAGGAGCCCUUCCCGGUCUCGGCCGGAGUUGCAAACGCUAUUCAUACCAUAGGUCUCGAGGAUAUCGGCAUCAGCCUAUACCCGGGGACUGGAACCGUGGAUGGUACUUUGGGAGAUCAUGUUCUUCUGGCGCCGGCUUACAACAGUACGCCGGAGGAAAUCACAAUGAUGGCCAAGAAGGUACAGGAAACUGUUUACAGAACCUUUGAAAGGCUAGCUGUAUAG